AUGCGCUUCUCGCUGCUGCCUGCCCUCUUCACCGGCGCCGCGCUGGCUGCCGGGGAUUCCGACGAGCCAUCUGCGGAGCCCAGCACAGGCCUCGGCUCAGGCGUAGGCGCUGGGAAGAAGAGGCCGCCGCGGCCCUGGUAUCAGGUUUAUGAGAGCAACGUCAAGACAGUCAUCUUCUACUCACUGAGUGCCGUUGUCGUUGUCGGCUACCUGGGCGACAAGUAUUACGAGCACCUGCGGCGCCAGCGGAAGCGUUCCCGCGAGAAAGCGAGGCCGAGGCCAACCCAGGAGAGGUCACAGAAUCAAGGCCAGCAAGAG
This is a messenger RNA of Symbiodinium sp. CCMP2456, 318 nucleotides long. The record is from the annotation of a GenBank genome assembly. NCBI's taxonomy places the organism in Eukaryota, Dinophyceae, Suessiales, Symbiodiniaceae.